This is a messenger RNA of Symphalangus syndactylus (siamang), 1424 nucleotides long. RefSeq names its product 2-acylglycerol O-acyltransferase 2-like. The record is from RefSeq and is a predicted model, not a curated record. NCBI's taxonomy places the organism in Eukaryota, Metazoa, Chordata, Mammalia, Primates, Hylobatidae. Gene Ontology annotation, biological process: triglyceride biosynthetic process; diacylglycerol biosynthetic process. Gene Ontology annotation, cellular component: endoplasmic reticulum membrane. Gene Ontology annotation, molecular function: 2-acylglycerol O-acyltransferase activity; diacylglycerol O-acyltransferase activity.
AUGGUAGAGUUCGCGCCCUUGUUUGUGCCGUGGGAGCGCAGGCUGCAGACACUUGCUGUCCUACAGUUUGUCUUCUCCUUCUUGGCACUGGCCGAGAUCUGCACUGUGGGCUUCACAGUCCUCCUGUUUACAAGAUUCUUGCUCCUUGCUGUCCUGUAUGCGGCCUGGUGGUACCUGGACCGAGAUAAGCCACCGGGGGGCCGGCACGUCCAGGCCAUCAGGUGUUGGACUCUAUGGAAGUACAUGAAGGACUAUUUCCCCAUCUCGCUGGUCAAGACUGCUGAGCUGGACCCCUCUCGGAACUACAUUGCGGGCUUCCACCCCCAUGGAGUCCUGGCAGUCGGAGCCUUUGCCAACCUGUGCACUGAGAGCACGGGCUUCUCUUCGAUCUUCCCCGGUAUCCGCCCCCAUCUGAUGAUGCUGACCUUGUGGUUCCGGGCCCCCUUCUUCAGAGAUUACAUCAUGUCUGCAGGGUUGGUCACAUCAGAAAAGGAGAGCGCUGCUCACAUUCUGAACAGGAAGGGUGGCGGAAACUUGCUGGGCAUCACUGUAGGGGGUGCCCAGGAGGCCCUGGAUGCGAGGCCUGGAUCCUUCACGCUGUUACUGAGGAACCGAAAGGGCUUCGUCAGGCUCGCCCUGACACACGGGGCACCCCUGGUGCCAAUCUUCUCCUUCGGGGAGAAUGGCCUAUUUGACCAGAUUCCCAACUCUUCUGGCUCCUGGUUGCGCUGUAUCCAGAAUCGGUUGCAGAAGAUCAUGGGCAUCUCCCGCCCACUCUUUCAUGGCCGUGGUGUCUUCCAGUACAGCUUUGGUUUAAUAUCCUACCGCCGGCCCAUCACCACUGUGGUGGGGAAGCCCAUCGAGGUACAGAAGACGCUGCAUCCCUCGGAGGAGGAGGUGAACCAGCUGCACCAGCGCUAUAUCAAAGAGCUGUGCAACCUCUUCGAGGCCCACAAACUUAAGUUCAACAUCCCUUCUGACCAACACUUGGAGUUCUGCUGAGCCCAAAGGGCAGGGCCAACAUUAGGGAGCCCAGCAGGAGGUGCUGUGCUAUGAGAAGACUUCCUGGAGGUGUUUGUUGAACAUAUCUGCAGAGCCUUCCCAGACUCCUGCAAACCCAACCCAUAUCAGGCUGUAAGUCAGAGCAGGCAACACAGAAGAGGAGACCAGACUCUGGCACAGCAAUCUGCACUCCUGCUGCAAGACCUCUGCAAGCCUCCUGCUCCUUGGCUUCUGUCUGCUCAUCAGUGAAAUGGGAGAGAGGGCUGGAGGAGAAUGGUUUCUGAGGUCUCUGUUCUCUGUUGUCAUGUCACUCAAACAUUAUAAAAGGAAAUGCAGGGAAAAAAAGAGAACAGCAAGAUUUUUAUUCCUCUGACCUUGAGUGACAGCACAAAAGAAGCCACCAGCUCCAGUCCCUUCUCCUA